This is a messenger RNA of Juglans microcarpa x Juglans regia, 430 nucleotides long. RefSeq lists its product as uncharacterized. Lineage: Eukaryota; Viridiplantae; Streptophyta; Magnoliopsida; Fagales; Juglandaceae. The coding region runs from base 29 to 430 and encodes 133 amino acids. The record is from RefSeq and is a predicted model, not a curated record. The transcript is spliced from 2 exons.
CAAGCUUCUCGGCCAUCAACUCACUCACAUGAUGCCUUCCACCUUCCAAUUAUCGUUUUGCAGCUCAAGCCAACCUAUUUGCAAUCAUAAGUUAUUCCAGUACUACCCCCAAGUGAGAUCUCAAAGCUUCAAGGACAGAGCAAACAUUGUGGACGGCAACCUGAAUAUUCUCAGAGACAGAAUAGAAGAACUGAAGAGAAAGGAGACGAGAUCACUCACAUGCAGUACUAGUACUACUGCUACUCAGCAGCUCUUGAAAAGAGAGUGGUGCUAUGGGGCUGGUUAUGAUCAUAGAUAUAAGCGGGAUGCCAUGUUCUCACAGUCUAUAGAGCUUAUGGCUUUAGCCUCUGGUGCUUGUGGCCUUGUGUUUCUCACCGGUUCUUUUUCCAUCUGCCUUGUUUCUCUUCUUCUUCAUUUAUUUCAGCACUAG